AUGGCUGGAUCCAUCACCCUUCGACUAUUCCUCCUUGGAGCUUUCGCUUCUCAAGCGAUGGCUUCUUGUGCCUAUGGCACUCUUCUGCAUCCUCGUGCAGAGGGAAAGGUUGAGGUUAAUACUUUUGGUUACACUGGCAAGACUGGCCCUACCAGCUGGCUCUUCCUAGACCCCGAGGCCAACGCUAUGUGCGCUACUGGCACCAACCAGUCCCCCAUCGACAUGGUCGCAGGUGAAAAUGCUAUGGUUCCCGCCUCCCAGUUGAACCUCGAAAUCCCCGAUAUGACAGAAGGAACCGAAUUCGAGAAUCUUGGCACUACUGUUGAGGUUGUUGCUGGCCAGGGAAGCAUGCGCUUCGGCAACACUAGCUACACUCUUCAGCAGUUCCACUUCCAUCUGCCUAGUGAGCAUCUCGAUGCUGGAAAGAGUAUGGCUAUGGAGAUGCACAUGGUCUGGGAGAGCGCCGAUUCCCAGAUUGCCGUCGUCGGUGUUUUCAUCGACGUCGAGGACGGUGCUGGUGGCAGCCCUGCUGGAAACUCUACUUCUUCUCAGCCUCCUGCUUCAACACCUCAAGCUCGCAAGAGGGAUAGCUUCAAGAUGCGUCGCAGCGUACCCCACAAUCAUGAUCAUGAUAAGCGACAGCUUCCCGGUGUUGGAGGAUCUUUCUUCCAUGUCAACGCCCCUACCACUGCUGCUACCACUCCCUCCAACCUUUUGGAGACCGUCUUUGGCUCCGUUGGUGAGAUUUCCGAGCCUGGAACUCUUACCAAGACCAAGUCUCUCAACAUGGCUGAGCUUGUCAGCACCCUCGCAGCCGGCUCUUUCCAGACAUACGAGGGUUCUUUGACUACACCCCCCUGCAGUGAGGGUGUCAGAUGGUUGGUCUCAGACCAGAAGCUCUCCAUCAAGACCUCCACUUUCCACAGUGUCCAGUCUGUCAUUGGCUUCAACUCUCGAUUUCCUCAGGGUGCUCUUGGUGAGCCCAAUACUCUGGAUGCCCUGGCCAAGAUGGUCCGUUAA
Fusarium coffeatum is the source of this 1020-nucleotide messenger RNA. RefSeq lists its product as uncharacterized. The record is from RefSeq and is a predicted model, not a curated record. Gene Ontology annotation, molecular function: carbonate dehydratase activity; zinc ion binding. The transcript has 3 exons. Lineage: Eukaryota; Fungi; Ascomycota; Sordariomycetes; Hypocreales; Nectriaceae. The coding region runs from base 1 to 1020 and encodes 339 amino acids.